AAUUAAGCAUUAUUAUAACAAAAAUAAUUAAAGUGGUGUAAUUAUGCGGUAUAUAAUUGUAACCAUGUUGUUUGUGGUCUCCAUUGCUAGCAUUUCGCAAGCAGCCGAACGGUGCGUUAAUGGACGGUAUCAUUCGUGCACCAGCGCCUGUCCCGAGACAUGUUUCAAGAAUCCAGGUUUUUGCUUUGGUUCGUGUGUUCCCGGUUGCAAAUGCCACCAUGGUUAUGUGCUCAAAGAGCGUUAUGGUAACAUUUGCGUCAAACCCAAGAAUUGCAUGAAGCGCAUUUUUGGUUAAUCUACUUGAGAUAUUCCUACUUGAUCCCAACUAGCACUCUUUGGGCGCACUUUUAUUUGAGUUUCUUAUAUUAUUCUAAACUUGUAUUUCUGUAUUGAAAUCCCAUAAGAUAUUUAAUUAAUAAAUUUGUAUAAGUAAACAA
Medioppia subpectinata is the source of this 437-nucleotide messenger RNA. The record is from the annotation of a GenBank genome assembly. NCBI's taxonomy places the organism in Eukaryota, Metazoa, Arthropoda, Arachnida, Sarcoptiformes, Oppiidae.